CAAAAGUUUUUGCGAGGAACGCAUCUGCAAAAGCAAAUACUAGCCGCAAUGCAACAUCAUCGUUGCUGUAUAUAAGUAGCCAGCUAAAGCCAACAAACAAACCAGAGAAAUAAGAUGGCCGCAGCAGCAAGCAGCAUGGUCGGGGAGGAGCGGUGGAGCCUGGCUGGCAAGACCGCGCUUGUCACUGGAGGAACCAAAGGGUUGGGGCGCGCGAUCGUGGAGGAGCUCGCCGGGUUCGGCGUCCGCGUGCACACCUGCGCCCGGAGCGACGCCGACCUACGGGAGCGCCUGCGCGGAUGGGACACCGACGUCGACGCCGGCCGGCUGCGCGCGCGUGUCACUGCCUCCGCCUGCGACGUCUCCGUGCGAGCCGACAGGGAGGCGCUGAUGGCCACGGCUCGCACCGAGCUAGGCGGGAAACUGGACAUCCUCGUCAACAACGCAGGCCAGAUAAUGUUCCGCCCCGCCAUGGAAAUAACGCCGGAGGACUACGCGCGCCUCAUGGCCAUCAACCUCGACUCCUGCUUCCACCUCUCCCAGCUCGCGCUCCCGCUGCUCCUCCUCGCCGGCGGCGGAGCGGUGGUCAACGUGUCCUCCAUCAGUGGCCUCAUCGCGUACCCGCAGCUUUCGGUCUACUCGGCGACCAAGGGCGCCAUGAACCAGCUCAGCCGGAGCCUUGCCGUUGAGUGGGCGCGCGACGGCAUCCGCGUCAACUGCGUCGCACCGGGGGGCAUCCGGACGGACCUCGUGAGCAGCAGUGGCAUCCAUCUUGACGCGGAGACGGCUCGGAAGCUCGGCGAGACAGAGAGCGCGCGCGUCGCCUUGGGACGCAUGGGCGAGCCCGAGGAGGUGGCGUCGCUCGUGUCGUUCCUGUGCAUGCCGGCCGCGUCGUACAUCACCGGGCAGGUCAUCUGCAUCGACGGUGGCCGCACAAUAGCUGCCUAGACUUGGAUUUCAUGGCUGGCUGCCACGGCUCCAUUAAACUGUUUCAUUACCCGUGUGCGGCUGGUAAAAAUAAGCACCUUCCUUCCAUCUUAAGUUCUAACACAUACCGAAAUGAGCGACAUGCAUGUGAACUCAACCAAUACGCUGAGCUUUAUUGUUCUGACUAGCGAUGUAAACGCAAUAACGCAUCUGUAUUAACUGUUUUAA
This is a messenger RNA of Lolium perenne, 1152 nucleotides long. RefSeq names its product noroxomaritidine/norcraugsodine reductase-like. Gene Ontology annotation, molecular function: oxidoreductase activity. NCBI's taxonomy places the organism in Eukaryota, Viridiplantae, Streptophyta, Magnoliopsida, Poales, Poaceae. The record is from RefSeq and is a predicted model, not a curated record.